CUCCAUUCCAUCAUGAAGUGUGAAAUUAUUCUUCUGUUUGCAUGUGCAUCUGUCGCCCUAGCCGCACCACAAAAGUCAGACGCUGAGGCAGAAAUUCUCCAGCAAGAAAACAACAUCGAACCGGACGGGGAGUAUCAGUACAGUUACGAAACGGCCAACGGUAUCCGAGGUCAGGAAACGGGAACGCUCAAGCGUGCCAGCAGUCCCGACACGAGUGAUGUAAUUGUGUCGGCUGGUUCUGUAAGCUACACCGCACCCGAUGGAACCGUGGUCGAGCUGAGCUACACCGCCGACGACGAGAAUGGAUUCCAACCGUCCGGUGCUCACCUGCCCACCCCACCACCCAUUCCGCCCCAGAUCCAGAAGGCGCUAGACUAUUUGGCCAGUCUGCCACCGUCCAACCGGCGGCGCUAA
This is a messenger RNA of Anopheles maculipalpis, 414 nucleotides long. RefSeq names its product endocuticle structural glycoprotein ABD-4-like. Gene Ontology annotation, molecular function: structural constituent of chitin-based larval cuticle. Bases 13 to 414 code for a protein of 133 amino acids. The transcript is spliced from 4 exons. The record is from RefSeq and is a predicted model, not a curated record. Gene Ontology annotation, cellular component: chitin-based extracellular matrix. Lineage: Eukaryota; Metazoa; Arthropoda; Insecta; Diptera; Culicidae.